AUGUUCGUCAAGAACUCUCUUCUCCUGGCCGCGGCCUUGACCGCUGGCUCUGCUGUUGCCCGUCUUCACGGUCAUGAGCGCCGUCACGCUCACCCCAAGCCUGCUGAGGUUGAGCUCGAGAAGCGCGUUGGUGAGGUCGUGACUGCCACCAUUGACGGUGUUCUCGAGACCUGGAUCAACGAGUGGUCUGGUGUGAUCGCUGCUCCUACCUCUUCUUCCACCUCCACCACUGUCGUUCAGGUUCCUACCACCACCGUUGCUCCCGCCGUUCCCGAGUUCACUGCCUCACCCUCCAACGUCGAGUCCACCGUCGUCCCGACUCCCGCUGCCAGCUCCGGUGGUGCCUGGUCCGAGUCCCCCGCCAAUGGCCAGUACUCCCGUGACGGCUUCGGUGGUGUUUCCAAGGCCCAGAAGGUCGGUGUCCUUGACUGGGACUACAUCGGCAACGUCGGUCUCCCCUGGGGUAGCAACAUCAUCGAGGUUGCGGAGAGCGCCGCCAGCCAGUACAAGCACGUUCUGCGUUUCGAGGGUAGCCAUUCCGAGCCCUGGAACGUCGUCUUCUGGAACACCUACGGCCCCGACAACAAGAUGACCGGAUUCUGGGCCCCCAACAAGGCUCUUCACUUCACCCUGGCCCCCGGUGAGGUCAAGUACGUUGCCAUUGACGACAACUCUCAGGGUGGCUGGGCUGCCGCUCCCGGCUCGGUCCCCACCACCAACUUUGGUCAGUACGCCGCCACCUGGGGUGAGUUCGACAUGAGCAGCGAGAAGAACGACGGCUUCUCCGGCUGGGACGUUUCCUGCAUCAUUGCCGAGCUCAACGACCUCGAGAUCCAGGGUAUGCGCAUUUGCAACCACCUUGGCCAGGACUGCUCCGCCAUCGGCAAGGGUCUCUCCUCCCUGCUCAAUGCCUACACCAAGAACGACCAGGGUAACAACCACUUGGCUGUCGCCCAGGCCUCCGGCCCCGUCCGUCUGGUCGUCCAGCUUGACUACGCUUAA
Messenger RNA from Penicillium subrubescens, 1002 nucleotides. RefSeq names its product allergen Asp F4 (gene aspf4). The record is from RefSeq and is a predicted model, not a curated record. The coding region runs from base 1 to 1002 and encodes 333 amino acids. Gene Ontology annotation, cellular component: extracellular region. NCBI's taxonomy places the organism in Eukaryota, Fungi, Ascomycota, Eurotiomycetes, Eurotiales, Aspergillaceae. Gene Ontology annotation, molecular function: IgE binding. The transcript has a single exon.